Messenger RNA from Dictyostelium purpureum, 3435 nucleotides. RefSeq lists its product as uncharacterized. The record is from RefSeq and is a predicted model, not a curated record. Gene Ontology annotation, cellular component: DUBm complex; SAGA complex. Gene Ontology annotation, biological process: positive regulation of DNA-templated transcription; regulation of transcription by RNA polymerase II. Lineage: Eukaryota; Evosea; Eumycetozoa; Dictyosteliales; Dictyosteliaceae. The transcript is spliced from 2 exons. The coding region runs from base 1 to 3435 and encodes 1144 amino acids. Gene Ontology annotation, molecular function: transcription coactivator activity.
AUGUCAUUUGAACAAGCCAGUACUUCACCAUCUAAUAAUAGUAAGAAUAAUAAUGAGCAACCACAAUUAAAUAAAUCAAGUAGUACAAUAUUAUCGACAUCAACAUCCACACUAUCUAGCAUUAAAAAUAAAGAUAUAGCUUUAGCAUCGAUACCAAUCCCAAAGCAACAACCACCAAAAGAUAGUAAUAGUAAUAAUACUACAACUACAACUACAACGUCAUCAUCAAAAGAUAGAUCGACUAAAGGUGUAAUGAAUAAUGAAAAAGAUAUAAAUCGUCAAAAAAGUGAUAAAAUCAAAGAACGUUCAAGAGAAACAUCCAGAGAGCGUUCUCGUGAUAGAUCAAGAGAUAGAUCAAGGGAUAGAGACAGAGAGCGUUCAAGAUCGAGGGAUAGAUCAAGAGAUAGAAAGGAUAAAGAUAAAUAUAAAGAUAGCUCAAAACAAUCAAAGCAACAACCACCAAUACCUUCUUUACCACCAUCAUUAACAUCAUCAUCUUCCUCAGUUUCAAACACCACCUCUACUGGUAAUAAUCCAUUAAAAUCAAGUAAAGAAUUAGAAAAGACUUCGUCGUCAUCAUCAACAACAAGCACACCAACUUUGCAAACAAGUCCAUCAAAUCUUUCAUUAUCAUCAAGCUCUCUAUAUUUACCAUCGAUAGGUGGUGAUAAUAUAAAUAAAUCACCACCAAAUGGGGAUAAACCGGCAAAAGAUAAAAGACCAAAGGACGACUAUAGAGAUCGUUCAAGAGAUCGUUCAAGAGAUCGUUCACGUGAUCGUUCAAGACAAAUGGACCGAGAUAGAGAAAGAGAUAGAGGUGGACGAGACCGAGAUAGAGAAAGAGAUCGUUCAAGAGAUAGACAAAGAGACCGUUCAAGAGAUCGUUCGCGUGAUCGUUAUUAUAGGGAAAGAGAUAGGGAUAGAGAUAGAGAGCGUGAUAGAGCAUUAGAUAGGGAUAGAGAGCGUGAUAGAGACAGGGAACGUGAUAGAGAUAGAGAUCGAGGAUUAGACAGAGAACGUGACAGAGAUAGGGAACGUGAUAGAGAUAGAUUAUUAGAUAGAGACCGUGAUAGGGAUAGAGACCGUUCAAGAUCAAGAGAAAGAGAACGUGAUAGAGAACGUGAUAGAGAUAGGGACCGUGAUAGGGACCGUGAUAGAGACCGUGACAGGGACCGUGACAGAGAUAGAGAAAGAAGAAGGGAUAGAGACCGUUCAAGAUCAAGAGACAGAGACAGAGAUCGUUCAAGGUCUAGAGAAAGAGAUAGAGAUAGAGAUAGAAAAGAUAGAAAUAAAAUUUCAUCAAGUAGUUCAUAUAUACCGACUUCAACAACUAGCACAACAACAGCGACAACAUCAACAACAACUACACCAAUUCCAACUUCAACUUCAACUUCAACUACAGGUACAACUAAAAACUUACCUUCACCAAUUUUAUCACCCAAUACUACACCCAAAGAUGAUAGAUCAAGCCCAACACUAUUAAAAAAACAAAACAGUAUACCAUCAACAAUAAAAGAUAAAGAUAAUAAAGAAAAAGAGGGUAAAGAUAAAGAUAGCAAAGAUAAAGAAAAAUCAAAUGUUAAACAGCCAAUCAAAAAAGAAUUAACAACUCCAACAACAAUAAAUAAAAAUGUAAAUAAUAAAAAACCAACAACAGGGACAACAAUACCAACAAAUAAAAAAUCAACCAUUUUAAAUAAUACAAUUAAAAAAGCGCCAUCAAAUAAGGUUGAAGAAAGUGAUACAGAUGACUCUGAUGACAGUGAAAGUUAUGAUAGUGAAAUGGAAAGUGAUGAUAGUGAUUCAAAUUCAGAAAGCUCUGACGAAAGUGAUUCAGAUGAAAUGGAAACUGAUGACACCAAUACUGAUGAUAAUACAAGUACAAGUAGCGAAAAAGUGGUACCAAUUAAAAAGCAUGUUGGAAGAGGUAGACCCCUAGGAUCAACUAAUAAAGCCAAAUUAGCAGCACAACAAGCCUCUUCAAAAAUUAGCAAGCCACAGGCAAAAGCAACGCCAUCGACUAGAUCUGGGAAAAAUACCGUUUCGCCUGUAAAAAAACAAUCCACUAAAAAAGAUGUAAAAUCAAAAAAUUCAACAGAUAAAUCAGAAAAGCAAGAUAAAGAUACAAGCGAUACAAAACCAACCAAUAUUGAAGUCAAUGAAAAAUCAGUAAAAUUAGAAAAAAUUGAUAAAAAUGAAAUACAGAAGCAAUCUGAUAAAUCAGCAAGCGGUAGUACAAUAACAUCAACUUCAUCAACACCAAUAACAUCAGCCUCAUCAUCAACUAAUGGCUCACCAACCUCUGCAACUACAACCACUCCAAAUACUCAAUCAUCACAAGAACCAACUACAACAGCCACUCCAAGUACACCAAUACCACCACCGACCACCAAACUCUCAAAAGCAAAUUUAAAAAAGCAAAAACAAAAAGAAAGAAAAGAACAAAGAGAAAGAGAAAAGCUUGAAAGACAAUUACAAAAACAACAAGAGCAAGAGAUGGAAGAGCAAGAUAGUCAAGAUGGUGAUAUUGUGAUGCAGGAUGCAGCAUCAUUAGGAAGCGAAGAAUAUAAUUUGUCAGAUAUAGAAAACAAAACAUUUGAGGAUGAAAUGGUUCAUGAAAUUUAUCAAGAUCUAUUUGAAGAAGUUUUAAUGGAUAUUGUAUUUGAAGUUCAUCGUAAUUUACAGAUUUCAAAAUUAAAUAAUGAUGACUAUCCAGCUAAAGCAGAACCAGAGAUCAUAAGAAAACCAGGUUUAGAUAUAUUUGGGCAACUAUCAAAAAAUCAAACAGAUACAUUUGAGUGUAUCAAGUGUAACUGUCCAGUUAUUUCCUCAAGAUAUGCUCCACAUUUAGAAAAGUGUAUGGGCGCCGGUAGAACAAUAAGAUCAGCAAGAAAACAAAAUGAAUUUUUAUUUAAUAACAGUAAACAACAACAUCAGCAACAGCAAUCUUCAACUUCAAACAGUAUUAACGAUAACUCUGAUAAUGAAGAAGAUUCAGAUGAUGAUUAUGAACCAUCAUCAAAGAAAAAAUCAUCAAAAAGAAAAAAUAAAACCAAUAGUAAUAAUAAUGCACUCUCUUUAGAAGAUAUUAAAUCACUACCCAAUGAAAAAAUGGUCUCACUAUUUAGCAAAUUUUGUGGCGUUAUUUCAAACAAUACAGGUAAAAUGUGCACAAAAACUUUAAAGUGUCCACAACACACCGACCAACAAAGAGAAAAAAUUAGACAACUACUAAAACUUAAUCCCCCCACUUCACCAAUUAAUCCAUUAUCAACCACCAAUGGGGUGUCAUCAUCACCAAAUAAAAGAACUAAAAGACUACAACAACAAUUACAUACUGACUCUGAAGAUGUUGACCAAUCACCAAGCCAAUUUGUAGAUAUAGAAGGUGACGAGCUAAAUGAAAGACAAAAUAAAAAGAAUAAAGUUACAUAA